Molecule: messenger RNA, 1461 nt
Organism: Fomitopsis serialis
Lineage: Eukaryota; Fungi; Basidiomycota; Agaricomycetes; Polyporales; Fomitopsidaceae
Product: FAD/NAD-P-binding domain-containing protein
Exons: 4
Coding region: 1-1461 (486 amino acids)
Biological process (GO): secondary metabolite biosynthetic process
Molecular function (GO): monooxygenase activity; FAD binding
Source: RefSeq, a predicted model, not a curated record
AUGCUCGGCCCUACCGUUCUUCCUCACUGCUAUAUCUCCCCUGUCGUGCCCAACCACCCCGCAUCCCUGGCAGCACACAGACAUGUCCCGCAAAGCCCCCUCCCGCUUCACAUCCUCAUCGUCGGCUGCGGUCUCGGUGGCCUCGCCGCCGCGCACUGUCUCGCGCAGGCGGGGCACAAGAUCACCCUCUUCGAGUCUGCGCCGGCCAUAGGGGAGGUCGGCGCGGGCAUCCAGGUCUCGCCUAACAUCACCCGCCUCCUCAUCCGCUGGGGACUCGCCGAGGAGCUCAGGAAGGUCUCCGUCAAACCCGAGGCCCUCACCUUCCGCAGGUACAGCACCGGCGAGAUGGUCGCGUACACACGCUGGAUGGAGCGCAUGGACGCCUUCGGUGCGCCGUACUACCACAUCCACCGCGCCGACUUCCACAAGCUCCUGUACGACCUCGCCGAGAAGGAGAUGGACCUCCGCCUCAACUCGACCGUCGUCGACUGCGACCCGGAGGCGCCCUCGCUGACCCUCGCGUCGGGCGAGGUCAUCCACGGCGAUCUCAUCAUCGGUGCGGACGGCAUCAAGAGCCGCAUUCAGAAAGCCGUCCUCGGUCGCGAGAACCCCGCGCACCCGACCGGCGACGCCGCGUACCGCGCGACGAUCCCCGCCGCGGCCCUGCUCGCCGACCCCGAGCUCGCGUCGUUCGUCAAGACGCCAGAGAUGACGGGCUGGAUGGGCCCCGGGCGGCACAUCAUGGGGUACCUCGUCCGCGGGGGCGAGCUGUACAACCUCGUCAUGCUGCACCCGGACGAUGGCUCGGUCGAGUCGUGGACCGCAGAGGGCAGCGCAGAAAAGAUGCGCGCUGAUUUCGCCGAUUUUGAGCCUCGGAUCCAGAGGCUGCUGAAGACGGUCGACACGACCCUGAAGUGGCGUCUGAUGGAUCGCAAGCCCCUGGACACAUGGGUCCAUCCCGCGGGUCGUGUCGCUCUCCUAGGAGAUGCGUGUCAUCCCAUGCUGCCGUACCGUGCACAAGGCGCCGCCAUGGCCAUCGAGGACGCCGCCGUGCUCGGCAACCUGCUCACGCGCAUAUCCGACAUUUCCCAGCUGAAGCCGCUCCUGUACGCCUACGAGUCGCUGCGCCUCUCGCGCACCGCGGCCACGCAGGCCUCGUCCCGCCUGAACCAGACGAUCUUCCACCUGCCCGACGGGCCGGAGCAGGAGGCGCGCGACUUCCAGAUGCGCAAGGCCAUGGAGGCCGAGCUCGCGCUGCUGGAGCGCCAGCGCCGCGGGGAGGUCAUCACGGAGGGCGAGAUGAUGGAGGGCAACCCGAACCAGUGGGCGGACCGCAAGAAGAACGAGGCGCAGUUCGGGUACGACGCGGACGAGGUCGCCGACCGGUGGUGGCGCGAGGUCGGCGAGCGCGAGAUUGGCCCGCUGGCGCACGGUGGUGUCGUGCAGAGCGGACGGCUGUGA